This is a messenger RNA of Scheffersomyces coipomensis, 885 nucleotides long. RefSeq names its product 2-hexaprenyl-6-methoxy-1,4-benzoquinone methyltransferase (gene COQ5). The record is from RefSeq and is a predicted model, not a curated record. The coding region runs from base 1 to 885 and encodes 294 amino acids. The transcript has a single exon. NCBI's taxonomy places the organism in Eukaryota, Fungi, Ascomycota, Pichiomycetes, Serinales, Debaryomycetaceae. Gene Ontology annotation, molecular function: methyltransferase activity. Gene Ontology annotation, biological process: ubiquinone biosynthetic process.
AUGUCUCAGUUAGCAAGGUAUCUGAUAAGGUCCAGAAGUUUGGGACUUAAACCAUUGACAAGUCAAUUACGUUUCAAUUCGAAUUCUAGUGGAGAAAACACUACUCAUUUUGGUUUCAAAACCGUCAAUAAGGAUGAUAAAGAGAAAUUAGUGGGAGGGGUAUUUUCAUCAGUUGCUUCUAAUUAUGAUAUUAUGAAUGAUGCUAUGUCAAUGGGUGUUCAUAGAUUAUGGAAAUCCCAUUUUAUAAAUCGUUUAGAUGCCGGUAUGAGACCAGGAUCGAAUCGUCCUUUACAAUUUCUUGAUGUUGCUGGUGGUACUGGUGAUAUUGCAUUUGGAUUAUUAGAUCAUGCUGAAAGAAAAUUUAAUGAUGUUAAUUCAACUAUGACGGUGGUUGAUAUUAAUGCUGAUAUGUUAAGAGAAGGUGAAAAAAGAUAUCAAGCUUCGAAAUGGAAUGAUGGAUCUGAUAGAGUUCAAUUCUUAGUUCAAAAUGGUGAACAAUUAGAUCAAAUUGAAGAUAAUUCAAAGGAUGUUUAUACCAUUGCGUUUGGUAUUAGAAACUUCACCAAUAUCCAAGCUGGUUUAAAUGCUGCUUAUAGAGUUUUAAAACCAGGUGGUAUAUUCGCAUGUUUAGAAUUUUCUCAAGUUGAUAAUCCUGCCAUUGAUUAUAUUUAUCAAGCUUAUUCAUUCUCAAUUUUACCUUUAAUGGGUCAAUUAAUCGCUGAUGAUAGAGAUUCUUAUCAAUAUUUAGUUGAAAGUAUUAGAAAAUUCCCCAAACAAGAAGAAUUCAAAUCAAUGAUUGAAAAAGCCGGAUUUUACGUUCCUGAAAAAGGAUAUGAAAAUUUAACCUUUGGUGUUGCUUCAAUCCAUAUUGGUGUUAAACUUUGA